AUGAAGGGGCUGAGCGAUCUGUUUGGCUUCAGGGAGGAUGUGAGGCAGGCAGCCACAGCAGCCGGCCACGAGAGUCUAUUGCCAGAUGAGAGAGAAUUUCAGUAUGCUGCUAAAAUGAACAAUUUGGAAACGAUGGAAAAAAUAUUUAAAAAGAAUGUUAACAUAAAUGCUGUAGAUACUUUGAAGCGUACUGCCCUUCAUUUUGCUGUUGCAAGAAAUCACGUAUCUGCAGUGGAUUUUCUUCUCCAUCACAAAGCUAGACUUGACAUCGCAGAUCAGCAUGGCCUGACAGUGAUUCAUCUUGCAGCUUGGUCUGGAAAUCUGGAUAUAAUGCGAAAAUUAGUUAAAGCAGGUGCUGAUCAAAAGGCUAAGAAUGAGGAAGGGAUGAAUGUACUGCAUUUUGCAGCUCAGAACAACAGUGUUAAAAUAGUCGAUUAUUUUCUCAGAGAUCUUCACCUGAAUGACUUGAACAAGCCUGAUGGGAAAGGUAAAAAGCCAUUUCUUCUGGCAUCUGAAAAAGGCCAUGCUGACAUGAUGAACUGUUUGAUUACUCUAAAGCUGUUUACAUCUGAAAAAGAUAAGGAAGGAAACACAGCAUUGCAUCUAGCAGCUAAAAAUGGACACAGCGAAGUUGUAGAAAUUCUGCUCAAACAGUGGGAAGAAAUAAAUGACCUCAAUCAGAACAAUACCAGUGCUUUGCAAAUUGCAAUCCAGAAUGGACAUCUAUCCUUGGUCACAUUUCUUCUUGAUAAGAAUAUUGACCUUGUCCCUAAACCAGAGCAGAAGAAUUCCCCUCUCCAUUUAGCAGUCAUCAAAAAUCAUCUACCUGUAGUAAAAAGCCUCUUGGAUGCCAAUCAUGAUAUAAACUCCUUAAAUCAUAGGCAGGAAACCCCUUUACAUCUGGCAGCUGAUCUUGGCAACGUGGAGCUGGUGGAACUGCUGCUGAAGGCAGGCUGUGAUCUCAAGACUGUGGAUAAGCAUGGAAAAACUGCACUAGCUGUGGCAUCAAGGAGCAAUUAUGCCCUCAUCGUAGAUAUGAUCAUUAAAGCAGAAAGGUAUUAUGCUAGAAAACAGGAACAUCUAGAGCAUAAUGAUGCUGAGUCAGACUUUGUUUUGUCUUUCAAACAAGAUCACAGUACACAGACCAAGCAAAUCCGUUCCUCCCUUUGGAAUCUAGCAUAUAAUCAGUUGAAACCACAGGCAUGGAAGAAACUGGCUCUGUUCUGGAAGUUCACAGAUGGACAAAUUAAAGCUAUUGAAGAACAGUGGACAGGAAAAAAAAGUUAUAAGGAACAUGGACACAGAAUGCUGCUCAUCUGGUUACAUGGUACAUUGCUGGCUCAUCAGAAUCCUGUCAAACAUAUAUAUGAAGAUCUAAAGGAAGCAGGAUUUCAACAUUUAGCUGAGAAGAUCAGAGCUGAAAGUAGCACUGACAAGGAGUCCAGAAAAUGUGCAAUUUUAUGAGUUCUUCAAGAGAACAUGGUAUAUACAAUGGAAUUAUAUGCCAGAUGGAAAGUAGCUUUCAAAUACAGAUUUUUUUUUUGGGGGGGGGGAAAGUAAAAUCUAUUUUGAAGUUGUACAACUUUUUCUAACCUAGAAGAACCUGCACUCCUGAAAUGCCAGUUAGUUGUUUCUCUUGUGCUUUGCCCUACAGUAAUUUACAGCUUUUAAGAGCGAAUGGCUGGGUGGCCAUUUAUGACUACAUGGUUAAGUAAGAGGUGCCCUUUCUGCCCCUCCCAUCCCGUGAAAAUUUCUGUAGCUGGCUUAACAUUGAUAUAAUAAUUCCCUGUUGGAACUGCACAAUUAAGCUAUUUUGUUUGACAUGAAAUAUAAUUGAGAUGUUUUCUAGCUGAAAGAAAUUAAGAAGUGAAAAUUAUGUGUAUAAAUCAACAGUUCCAGAAAUAGGUUGGCAUCUGGCCUCAUUUGGGAUUCAGGUUUUUAUACAGUCUAUUGCUAGGAUUAUAAUUUUCCUAUCUGAAGAGGGCUUUUCCUCUUGAUUAGUGCUAGGACCUGAAACAAAUAUAUCUUUUUAAGCAUUUGAUUUAUGUAGUGAAAAUACACAAAAAUGCCAUGUCUAUAACCAUCUGGCUGCAGAGCUUCUCCAAUCAUGGCAUAUCCUUGUAUACAUACUUAAAAAAGGACACUUGAUACUGUAAUACUUAACAUAUUUAGAAUAUUCAUAUUUACCUAGUUCAUGAUUUGAA
This is a messenger RNA of Rhea pennata, 2204 nucleotides long. It is a transcript of the gene ANKDD1B, whose product is annotated as ankyrin repeat and death domain containing 1B. The transcript has 14 exons. The record is from RefSeq and is a predicted model, not a curated record. Lineage: Eukaryota; Metazoa; Chordata; Aves; Rheiformes; Rheidae. Gene Ontology annotation, molecular function: protein binding. Gene Ontology annotation, biological process: signal transduction. The coding region runs from base 1 to 1464 and encodes 487 amino acids.